This is a messenger RNA of Etheostoma cragini (Arkansas darter), 1693 nucleotides long. RefSeq names its product perilipin 2 (gene plin2). The record is from RefSeq and is a predicted model, not a curated record. Gene Ontology annotation, biological process: lipid storage; positive regulation of triglyceride storage. Gene Ontology annotation, cellular component: cytosol; lipid droplet. The coding region runs from base 204 to 1445 and encodes 413 amino acids. The transcript has 7 exons. Lineage: Eukaryota; Metazoa; Chordata; Actinopteri; Perciformes; Percidae.
AGCUGUACUACUACUAGUUACUAGACUAUUAGCUGUUCUACUACUACUACUAGACUCUAGUACUUCUACGGGACAGACAGACUACUGGGAUACGUAAGUUAACUCCUCGCGUUGCUAUGUUAGCUAACCGCUAGGUGUCCUGUUAACAGACCCGUUAGCUUCAUGUUCUGUCCUCUCUUUCUGUAGGUUUUGUUUCAGCAGACAUGGCAGGAGCAGCAGUUCUCUCUAACCAGAAUGUGGUGGCGAGGGUGAGCAGCCUUCCUCUGGUGAGCUCCACCUACGGCUUGGUGUCCAGCAUGUACUCCACCACCAAGGACAACCACCCUUACAUCAGGACUGUGUGCGAGGCGGCGGAGCAAGGAGUCCGGAGCAUCACCUCCGUGGCCCUCACCACGGCUUCACCCAUCCUCGGCAAGCUGGAGCCUCAGAUUGCCAUUGCCAAUGACCUGGCCUGUAAAGGGUUGGACAGGAUUGAGAAUACCUUGCCAAUUCUCAACCAGCCACCUGAGCAGAUUGUCUCCAGCGCCAAGGGCGUGGUAACCAGCGCCAAAGAUACCGUGACAGACCGAGUGUCUGGUGCCAAGGACACUCUGAGCAGCGUGGUGGAAAUGACCCGGGGUGCGGUGCAGGACAGAAUGGACCGGACCAAGGCCGUCGUCAGCGGGGGGGUCAGCACGGUGCUGGAGAGCAGAGUGGCCCGGCUGGUGAGCAGCGGAGUGGACACGGCCCUCAGCACCUCGGAGAGUCUGGUGGAGCAGUACCUGCCUCUGACGGAGGAUGAGAUGGAGCUGGAGGCCAAAAUUGUGAAAGGCUUCGACAAGAACGAGCCGAGCUACUACGUCCGCCUGGGCUCCCUCUCCACCAAGCUCAGGAAGCGGGCGUACACCAGGGCCCUGACCAAAAUCCAAGAUGGCAAGCAGCGCAGCAUGGAAUACAUUUCUGAAGUGAACUCCACUGUUGACCUGAUUGAAUAUGGCAGGAAGAAUAUUGACGGGGCGAACCAGAUGGUAAACAACAGGCUUAACUCCCUAUUGGCGUGGAAGUCCAAUGGUCCAGACCAGGAGAACGGUCACGAGGCAGAGGUUGUAGAGUCUCGCACCUUGGCCCUGGCCCAGUCCCUCACUCAGCAGCUCCAGACCACCUGUCUGGUCCUCAUCUCCAGCCUGCACGGCCUCCCCACCCACAUCCAGCAGGAGGUGUUCUCCAUCAGCCGGUCGGCCACACAGAUCUACAGCAGUUUCAGCAAAGCCAUGGCUCUGGGGGACCUGCCGGACAGCGUGCUGCGCGGCAGCAAAGUCCAGCUCGGCAAAAUUAAAGACUCCCUAGACAACGUCAUGGAUUACCUGGUCAACAACACGCCGCUCAACUGGCUGGUAGGGCCCUUCUACCCGCGGAUGGAGCCCACUGCCAAAACUGCUACGUCUUCCAGCGCUCCCUCCACCUAGAGGGGCCCAUGCACGUCCAGAUGAAGCCACUACAUUCCCAGCAGUACCAGUGAUCCACUACGGUUUAAUGGUUUCAGUAAUGCAUUCUGCUUUGUCAGCAAAGAUGACCCUUAUUGAUAUAAAGUCUAUAGUUUCAUGUCAGUCAUGCUGUUUUAAAUUAAUGUUCAAUUCUUGCUGAAUCACUUGUUUCUAGUUAGCCAAUCUGGCAACGCCUAAUCCUGUACUUUCUACAUAAACUACUGGAAUUU